AUGAAGACUCGCCGUGGCAGGGCGUCCAAGAAGAGAGACGGACCCUUGUUAAGAGGUGCUGUUCCAAUUUCCAGGUUAUGGGCCGAGGUGUUUCACGUGUCAGCGUCGGGUGCCGGCACAGUGAAAUGGCAACAGGUGAGCGAAGACUUGGUGCCUGUCAACAUCACUUGCAUACAAGACUCUCCGGAAUGCGUCUUCCACAUCACGGCCUACAACUCACAGGUGGACAAGAUCCUGGACGUGCGGCUUGUACAACCAGGAACUCGCAUUGGACAAGCUUCAGACUGCUUCGUGUACUGGAAAGACCCGAUGACAAACGACACUUGGGGUCUGAACUUCACCUCCCCGAUAGACGCCAAACAAUUUAGGGACUGUUGUGCAAUCGAGCAAAAGCGGAGUGGACUAUCUUCUAUCGGACGUAUACGGUCUAUCCAAAAACGAUCGCACAAGUAUCAUCAACUACAAGAAUAGACCACAACGAGAGGAAAAUGCGUCUUUUGAAGCUGACUGUGGAUCUUGUCAUAAGCUUAUCAGCAGACUUUAAUUUACGUUUUUGAUAGAGCCUCAAGGUUCUACAAUGCAAAACUUUCACUUUUGUUCUUCGUACCUAAAAAUGGAAGAAACUGUAUCAAGUAUAUCCUGCAAAAAAGCCUAAAGAGUCGUGUAGCCCUACUUAUACUAGAAAACACAGUUAUAGGAAUUGUUAAACUCGGUAAA
Molecule: messenger RNA, 717 nt
Organism: Acanthoscelides obtectus
Lineage: Eukaryota; Metazoa; Arthropoda; Insecta; Coleoptera; Chrysomelidae
Source: the annotation of a GenBank genome assembly